GCAAAGCAGGGCUCCUCACUGAGAAGUCCCAAGGACUGGGACUGGCGUCUUGCUCAGCAACAGACAAACCGAUACAUGCCGGUGCACCAGAAGCUCCGUCGUGCAGCCUCCCGAGUUCCGAGACCACAGCAAACAAUGGAAAGGAGCUUACAUUGACAACGGCGAACGUGACACCCUGACUCGGUGUAUGGUUCAACCCGUCUCUAAGUCCUUAGGGUUCUACAAUGCGUUGGCGUGCAUACUCGGAGUCGACUGCCAGCGUCGACAUAGAGGAAGUCUAGCGACAACACUGGCUAGAUGUAUGACAGGUCUGGCGUCAUGCAUGAUACCCUGCACAGCAAAGUUAGCUUUCGCACCAAGUUACAUUUGGGAGUUGGUUGUUUCAUUGCAGCGAGCACAGCCCAUUCCUAACAUCAUAUACAACCUAUCCUCGUCGCAAGGACGUCAAACUCGCCAUGUCACCCCAAGAAGAAGAGAAACUAUCUGAGACUGAUGUCCAAGAUAGCUUUCAUAGCUAUCUCAAAUCAUCCCUGACGCAAGCGAAGAUCGAGCACCUCCUAGAACCCGAGAUCCUUGCUAGUGCCGAGGCCGAUCUUAUGAUCACAGGCCCAGCACUUUGCCUCUACUUCGCUGCUCUGAGGAGUACGACUAUUCCACCUUCCGUCCCUCUCCCCAGAGGGUCAAAAUCGGCUCCGCCACGUCAGUUCAGUGAAGCGAACUGUCCGCCCGCUUUCCUAUCCUUUUUCCGUGUCUGGGCAUCCAAUGUACAUAGGAUACAAGGACUGGACCCGAGUUUUCAGCAUGAUCUGGCCCGUAUCAUCUGUGGCCUCGAUCCACUAAUUAAGCCCACCGAGCCGUCUCUCUCAGGAAUUGCCGCAGACCUCCGCGCUGUUGCAAUAGAGAUCUCGCAAAGACGUACCUUCCAAGACCGCUACGCUUCCGAUUUACAGGCUGCGCUCGACGCUGGCGGAGGGAGCUCGAGCCUCAAGGUGAAAACUUCCUUUGUCCCCCCACCCGUUUAUGACGGCCCCGGUUCAUCGUCUCCGUCAAAGAAAUCCGCCAUAUCGCGGUCUCAUUCACCGACACUGUUCAGUCCAGAGUCUCCAGCGAUCGAGUUUAUUCGCGAGACACUUUAUGCGGCUCUUGCUGAUGUCUUGGAACGUAUGCCCUCCCUCCGUCGUCUCCUCAAGCGGGACCCACCUCGUGCAUACUUUGCUUCUACUGCAUUUGCAAUCCUCGACGUUGCAUCAACAGCGGUUACUCCUGACGGCACCAUUGUCGGCAUCUUGGGGCGAGAGUUGACCCUGCAAGAAUGCCCGCACGAGUUAAAGCCGUUGAUGGCUGAACUCGUAUCUAUUGGGCACUCAGCAAGACAAAUGACAGAAGAGGAUGAUCUGUUUGCGGCGCAGUGUCUCCAGGGGGGCGAGGAGCUUCCGGAGUCGAGACUUGAGCGCGUAAAGAAGAUGUUGGAGGGAGGCGUUGGCUACGAUCAGGCCCAAGGAGACGAUGAGAGUGAUAGGAGGAGCAUCGAAGGCAGAGCCGUCGUAUUCACUAACCGGAUCAACGCGUUAGGACUGGGCAUACUGCAGAUUAAGUCCUUCAGAGAGAGACAGGCCGAGGUCUUCAAGGUCUUGGGUGUUAUUGGGGAUUGAGAGGAUGCCAGGGAAGUGGUCAUUCAUGUUAUCCGCCAUUGAGAUAUGUACUUGUAUGUUACUCUUAGUAAUUGGAUACCCUUACCGCGAAUUGAUUGCUUGAAAAGCACACCAAUCGACUCACUUCCAUGCGUAAUAGCUAUGCGUCGCAGCGUAGGUGCGUAGGUUGAGCAAUAAGCGUAUAUUCGCAAAACAGAGCUCACAACGACGCAGUCUCGAACAAGCUUACUCCCUUCGUUUCAAUGCAGAAACCAUUGUAAUUCGUCGUACCGCAAAAGAGGAGCUUGAGAUGUUCCCCACGCUGGACUCCGUCUGGGGUAGUAGAUGAU
Molecule: messenger RNA, 1981 nt
Organism: Pisolithus orientalis
Lineage: Eukaryota; Fungi; Basidiomycota; Agaricomycetes; Boletales; Pisolithaceae
Exons: 3
Coding region: 456-1652 (398 amino acids)
Source: RefSeq, a predicted model, not a curated record